UUAAGCUUUUUUCUUUAUUGUAUUAUUUUUUAUGUUUAAGCAACAUAGAGCGAUCUUAUUAUUUAUAGUUACUUUCAUUAGUUUUCUUGGGCUAUUUUAUUAUUACUUUCAUACUGGACCAGACUUAUCAACAAGCCCGACUCUAGUUCAACCUUCAAUUAAAGAUGAUCCUAAUCUUAUCAAUCCUCAUCAUUUACAAUGGAAGAAUAAAACACGGGCUAAUGCAGCCUUUGUCAUCUUGACAAGAAAUGGUGAAUUAGAAACAUUAAGAAAGACGAUUCAACAAUUAGAAGCAAGAUUCAAUCACAAGUUCAAUUAUCCCUACGUAUUCCUAAACGACGUCGAAUUCACACAAGAGUUUAAAGAAUUGACCUCGAGUAUGACAAGUUCAAAGACGGAGUACGGUUUGAUACCCAAAGAACACUGGAGCUAUCCAGAUUGGAUUGAUAUUCCAAAAGCGGACGAAGCAAGACAAAACAUGACUGAAGCCGGUAUUAUUUAUGGUGAUAGUCUGUCUUAUAGACAUAUGUGCAGAUUCAAUAGUGGCUUCUUUUAUCGUCAUCCACUUGUUGAGAAAUACGAAUAUUACUGGAGAGUAGAGCCUGGUGUAGAGUUUAUGUGCGAUAUGGAUUAUGAUCCCUUUUUGUAUAUGAAGGAAAAUAACAAAAAAUAUGGCUGGACCAUUUCUCUUAUAGAAUACGAAUCGACCAUACCUACCCUCUGGAAGACAGUAGUAUCGUUCAUGAAGAAGUAUCCACAAUACAUCCCAAAGAAUAAUCUUGUAGACUUUAUAUCCUAUGAUGGAGGCAGAACCUACAACCUCUGUCACUUUUGGAGCAACUUUGAAAUUGCUGAUCUCAAGUUCUUAAGGAGUCCAGAAUAUAGUGCCUUCUUUGAUUAUUUGGAUAGAACAGGAGGAUUCUUUUAUGAGAGAUGGGGUGAUGCGCCUGUUCAUUCGAUCGCUGCUGGAAUAUUUUUAAAUAAAUCAGAAGUAUACUUCUUUAACAACAUUGGAUAUAGGCAUGAACCUUUUGAACAUUGUCCUCUUGCAAGAGAAUUACAAAAGAAAUGCCACUGCAGUGCUGAAGACAGUUUUGAUAAUACGCCUCAUUCUUGCUUACGUCGAUGGAUGGAAAUUUCAUAAUACUUGUAUGAUUAUUAUAAAGAGAAACCCUUUACACACGCGUUUUCUUUUUUUUUGGAGUUAUAAAAAAGAGACCACUCCGCCUAAUAUCUUUUUUUUUUUUCCUUAAAAUUUUCUUGCAUAAAAAUGUUUAAACAUGACCAUUUGAGGAAAGCAUUGCCUGUACUAAAGACGGAUAAAGAAGUAGAAGAAGAAGGUUUCGAGAGACUGUCACUAGAUUUACCUUCUUUCCAUGUCACGGAAGAACCGGAAUCUAUAAAGAAAACAAACGACCCUAUUGUAAAGACUAGGCUGGCUGAAAGAAGUGGACCUUAUGUGGCUAGACACAGUAUUGGCUUUGACGUGCCAGGAGCAGUACAUACGAUCAUGACACCGAGUAUGUAUGUUG
This is a messenger RNA of Rhizopus microsporus ATCC 52813, 1532 nucleotides long. Its product is annotated as putative mannosyltransferase. The transcript is spliced from 4 exons. Gene Ontology annotation, cellular component: Golgi apparatus; membrane. Bases 32 to 1144 code for a protein of 370 amino acids. Lineage: Eukaryota; Fungi; Mucoromycota; Mucoromycetes; Mucorales; Rhizopodaceae. Gene Ontology annotation, biological process: protein N-linked glycosylation; cell wall mannoprotein biosynthetic process. The record is from RefSeq and is a predicted model, not a curated record. Gene Ontology annotation, molecular function: alpha-1,2-mannosyltransferase activity.